This is a messenger RNA of Yamadazyma jaroonii, 1101 nucleotides long. The record is from the annotation of a GenBank genome assembly. Lineage: Eukaryota; Fungi; Ascomycota; Pichiomycetes; Serinales; Debaryomycetaceae.
AUGUUCAAUAGUAAGAAACCUAAAUUUAAACUUGAUUUGGGUAUUAACGAAUUGUCUAACAUUCCUCAGGUUAGUGGGAAUUGUUAUAUAGAUUUACAAAUUAAAGAUAAUAAAAGAAUUAAAUCUUUGCCGUUUAAUUUACCCUUUAAACCCAAUGAUGAUGAUUCUCUGUCAUCAUUAUCAUUGAACUCAUCAUCAACUUCAAGUUCAGGAAAUGUUUCCAUAAUAACUUCCAAUAAGAAGAUUCAUAACUUCAAAUGUUCUUUUAAUUAUAAAGUUGGAUGUAAUUUGAAAUUUGGCUUUAAAAGAAGAGAAAACCUUAUUAAUGAUAAAUUCCUUAUAAUGAAGAUUUAUUAUGUUAGUGAUAAAGAUAUUAAUGCCCAUCAUCAUCAUAAAAUAGAGUUAGGUAAAUUAGAAAUCAAUUUAUCGGAAUAUUUAAAUUUUGAUGAACCAAUCACUUCAAAGUAUUUAUUGAAAGAUUCCAAAGUUAAUUCAAUUUUAAGUUUAACCAUUCAUUUAAGUGAAUUACCUUCAAAUUUCGAUUUCCAUACUCAAUUAACAAUCACUGAUAAUAAUUCCAAUCAUGAAAAAACCGACCAAUCAAAGAUAUCAUUGAAUGCAAAUUCUUCAACUACAAAAUAUAAUGUCCCCCAAUUCGAAAGGAAAAAUAUCUUUGGAGGUCUUAAUGAUGUUAUUGGAUCAAGUUCAGAAAAGGAUAAAACUUCAUAUAAAUCAAGUGAUGAAGGACAAGAGAAAUCUGAUAGAAAACCUAGUUCAUUAAGAAUCGAUACCGCAACCACUGGACAAAUAAAUAAGAAAGAUCCGGUAAUAAUGAUAGAUCCUAUAGUGAAUGAUUUAUAUAGAAAGAUUCUUGAAUCUACCUGGGAUCCUAAUCUCCAUGCAUUACUUGAUUUCACUCCUGAAGUGUGUGUAGAGAGUAUAUUUGAUGGAACUUUCCCUCAAUGGAAAGAGAGAUUAAUGCUGGAAAUUAAUACUCAUUAUGAUGAUGAUGAUGCCGAUAUUAGAUGUAUAAAUGGUUUGGUUAAUGAAUUGAAUUACCGUGAUGAUUUAAAGAGUUGGACAAUUAGCGAAGUUUCUUAA